Messenger RNA from Branchiostoma floridae (Florida lancelet), 3110 nucleotides. Its product is annotated as hemicentin-2-like. Gene Ontology annotation, biological process: cell-cell adhesion. NCBI's taxonomy places the organism in Eukaryota, Metazoa, Chordata, Leptocardii, Amphioxiformes, Branchiostomatidae. Gene Ontology annotation, cellular component: cell-cell junction. Gene Ontology annotation, molecular function: cell adhesion molecule binding. The transcript is spliced from 12 exons. Bases 1 to 2163 code for a protein of 720 amino acids. The record is from RefSeq and is a predicted model, not a curated record.
AUGGAAGUCCAUGUUGAGCCACCUCCACAGCCGCCCUCAAAGGACCUGAAGAGUCGAUGGAAGGGUGGGAGAAACCAGGCUGGUGCGCAUGCGCGGGGCAGCACGGCAGACCACGAGGAAGAAAACGUGCUAAAUGAGAUACAAGCAGACACCAGCGGAGCCUCCUACCGGACCACACCGAGCUCCGUGGCAGUUUUGACGGACAGAAUUGUCACUUUGGCUUGUUCCUUCAAUGGACUGAGCAGCAAUGAUCCGGUCAUAUGGGCAGGUCCACCUGACUUUGCUGUGAUAUCGUCUGGAACCACUGUCUUCAAAGGUUUCUCCCGACAUAGGAUCGUGGGGGACGCAAGAAAUGGUGAAUUCAAUCUGGAAAUUCGCGACACGGCCAUAAGUGACACAGGGAAGUACAGAUGUUUCACGGCGUCAGUAGAGAAGGCGGAAGCUGCUACUCUGACUGUCGUAGCUCCAAUGGACGGAGCUCCAGAUAUCACCGGAGCUGAGCUCCCUCUUACAGCCGGGCGCGAGCUCCUCCUGACGUGUCGUUCCCGAGGUGGCUACCCCCCUCCCCAGCUGACCUGGUACAACGGCACCCAGCCCUACAGAUCCACCCGCCCGUCCCAGCCUGGGGACAACGGUGGGACAGAUGUAGAGCUGUUUACACCUGACGUCACACGAUGGGACAACGGCGCAAACUUCACCUGUGUGGCAGACCAGGGGUUUCCCAACCUAGUAAAGACUAAGGCGGCCUCUCGUAUACUCCGCGUGCAUUAUCCGCCUAUGGUGAUCGUCCCCUCCCAUUCCGUCCACGUGCUGGAGGGAAGACCUACCAACCUGACCUGCUACGUGGACGCCAACCCUCGGGCAGCGGUCAGCUGGAAGAAACUCGGGGACGUGCUGCCCAUAGAAAGUGCCCAAAGGGGCAGUACCCUACACAUCCCGAACACAUCCCGGCGAGACAGCGGAGUGUACCAGUGCACGGCGGAUAACGGAGUGGAUCCGACAGGCGUGGGCUCCGUCAGUCUGCAGGUCUUCUAUCCACCUGUUAUUGAGACAACCAUGGAUUCCAAAGUCACAGUUAUGUUACACCGGGAAGACUUCAGCCUAAACUGUCAAGCGGAAGGGAAUCCUAAACCUCAAACCCGCUGGCGGCGGAAGGAUACAAGUUUGUAUUGGGAAAACCCGCUCCGCUUCCACCGGGUGCGCUACGACGUGGAGGGGACGUAUGAGUGCGUCGCAACAAGUGACGGUUUCCCCGCUGCUAAGAGAGAUGUUCGUAUCGAUGUCGUUGGUCAGCCGCAAAUCCAGAGCGGAUCGUCCUUCGUGUCCACUAGGGUCAGUGGUUCCGCCCGCUUCCACUGUGACGUCACGGCAGAUCCGCUUCCCGACCGCAUCACCUGGUCCAUGAGUAACAAACUGGGACAGGAGAUCACCCUGGUUACAACCAAUAACGGCAUCUCCAUCGACGAGAGACCCACGCCGGAUGGGAGGUCGAGCGUGCUGUCACUGACAGACGUUAGCGAGGAUGAUGAGGGGACCUACAUCUGCAAGGCUUCUAAUAUGUUUGGCUCACACCACAAGGAGAUCCGCCUGGCAGUCAUAAAAGGAAGCUCCAUGGCUGUCGUUAUUUCUGUGUCCGUUGUGAUCCUUGCCGUUGCCACGGUUAUGAUUAUUUUCGUCUGUGUGGCACGAGCACGAGGCUGGGUCUGCAAUGGUGAGGAAGCAGCUGUGCCGGUUCCCCACUCGAAGCCAGUGCCCCCUCUCCCUAAGUACGCCCGGAAACCUGGUCACGGCACCAACGACUCGGGCGUGGAGGAUCUGCUGGAGCUGCAGGAACUGGACGGGACCCUGAAGCCGCGCCCGCCGCCCCGCACAGACAAGGAAUGGACGGCUGUGGGAUUAUCCUACACCGGUCUGGCCCACCCUGCAGCACUCCCGUCCUACUCCUCUUUAGAAAGACAGCGGCCUGACGGACAGGAUAUCAUCUCACCAGAGUGUAUUAUGGAGGAGGGACAGGGGGAGGAUGUGGUCGCGGUACAGGUAGACCCACCGCUGCCGCCUCCUAAGAAGCGACAGAAGAUGUGGAAGAGACGGGGUGACAGAGGUCCACAGAACCAUCACGAGGCAGAGAACGUUCUGAAUGAGAUACAGGCGGAGAGUCUGUAGGUCCAUGUCUGGGCUGCUACCCGGGAAAUCCGUAUCAGCAGGGGGUAAAUAGAGACGGACGAGCUGUUAUGUACCAUGUUGGGAUGGAGCGAAUGUGAAGCUGUGAGACAAGUACCAUUCUCCUAGAACUGUCGUAGUUCAGUACAACAUUUGUCAGUCAUAUGUCAGUCAAUUGCUAUGAAGAAAAUACUAGCGGUCUAGCUGUUAGUAGUACUCACCCAGUGUUUUAAGUGCGUAGUACACUUUAAGCAAUUAUGUACCUCCCCUUAUGUCAGUAAAAAGUACAACACUUUUAUUGUCAGCGCAGUACUAGUAGCCAUGAAUAACUAAGUCAGUAAUGAUGGACUGAUAGACACAGCAUCUGUUGGAAAGGGAAGGCAAUGCAAAGGCCAGGCAGCUAUAUAGGAUAUGUCUACAUUUAGAGACUUGAAAUGUUCGUCGACUUACGAUGUAAUCUAGAUCACAUGUGAGUGUGAGCAGUACUUUUGUUGCAACAUAAUGGCUAUGAGUGGUAAGUGAAAACAUUAUCCAAUACAGUGUGGAAAAAUCAUAGAGAGCGGAGAGAAAAAAUAAAGAUAAGUGCAAAAUGUAAAUGUAUUGUACAGACUGAGAUUCCCCAAAGUAAAAAAAAAAUAUCAUAAAUGCCGAGAUGUGAUUGAUAGAAAAUAUGCGAUGGUUUUUGACCAGAAGAAGAUGAGUUCCUCCGUAUAGAUUACAUGUAACAAGUUAAGUCUUGCUGUACUAUAACGAUAUUUGCCGAAAACUGUUACACAAUUUCAUGACCGCCAAGCCGGUAAUACACUAAAACUACAGGUUUAAGACCGUUUAAUAGUUCAUAUGCAGAUAUUUUGGAUGAUUUAAUGUGAAGAAAAAUCCACCGGUGGUUGAAACAAAGCUAACUUUAUCUGUUGACCUCACAGUUUCUAAAUAAAGAAAUUCUGUGUGCA